Phalacrocorax carbo (great cormorant) is the source of this 3777-nucleotide messenger RNA. The record is from RefSeq and is a predicted model, not a curated record. NCBI's taxonomy places the organism in Eukaryota, Metazoa, Chordata, Aves, Suliformes, Phalacrocoracidae.
GAACAGAACUUAUUUUUAGGUUUAGUCUGAGCCUGAAAUAAACUGAGAAGGCUGAGUAGUGUUACGAUAAACAGGGAGUAAAACAGAGACAGGAAAUAGGGGGUCUUUGGUAAUGAGAUCCAGCCACUCUUGAAACAGAAAGCCAGAGAAGGCAUUACUUGAAAAUAGUUUCUCAGUGACUGCGUAAUAAUUUUUAGCUUGUUAUUCAACAUUAAAAGGGAACAGUUUCUGCAGAUUUAUACUAUUCUUGAAAGAUCCUUUUUUAAAGAUCAAUUAGCGAGUUAUAUUUUUGAAGUUUUUAGAGUUACAUUGUUGUUGUUCCUAACUGAUCUGCUGUUUAAAAAAACCAGAUGUUUGGGGGAGAGUCCAAAGUUUAUACAGUUGUGUGUUAUCUAUACAUCUGUGAGAAGCAUUUUGGAUAAGACUGUGGGACAGAGGCAGAAGAUUUAGCUUAAAAUGUGAACACACAUUCAAGAUUUUAGAAGUUGAGGGUUGAAAGGGGAAGAAGUCACAGCUAUAUCCUGUAGAACAAAGCAGUGCGUUUGCUUCCAAAAGUUUCUUUUAACCCUGGGAAUGUGACUGCUGAGAUGGGCCCAAAGCAUGGAUGGUGAGAUUGAUAUUUACAGGCACUUCACGUGGCUAAAGAGGCAGUGUGCUGUUCUUCCCCGAAUACUUGAUGUUCAAGGUGCAGGAAAGCCUCCCCUACCAUUGUGUGUGAGCCAGAGAGACAUACUGGGGAAGGCCUGUGGGCUGUCCAUUAAGAAAACUCAUUUAAUGUCACAGGUGAAUCAUCAUUCAUCUAAUAAUGAAACCUAUCAAGAAAGAUUGGCACGAUUAGAAGGUGAUAAAGAGUCGCUCAUACUGCAGGUGAGUGUUCUUACAGACCAGGUAGAAGCUCAAGGAGAGAAAAUCCGGGACUUAGAAAUCUGUCUUGAGGGGCAUCAGCUGAAACUGAAUGCUACAGAAGAAAUGCUUCAACAGGAGUUGCUAAGUCGAACAUCACUAGAGACUGAGAAAUUAGAUCUAAUGGCUGAAGUUUCAGACCUGAAGAUUAAGCUUGUUGGCAUGGAAAAGGAACAGAGUGAAUAUGAAGAGAAACAGAAUAAAGCUGAGGGUUUGCUACAGGAACUUAGACAUCUCAAAAUUAAAGUGGAAGAGCUGGAAAAUGAAAGAAAUCAAUACGAGUGGAAAUUAAAAGCAACUAAAGCUGAGAUAGCCCAGCUUCAAGAGCAAUUAGCGCUCAAAGACGCAGAAAUAGAACGCUUACAGUGUCAGCUAUCUAGGACUUCAUCACAUAGUGAAGUGGCAGAAAGAGAGGAAGUUUAUAGGAGAAGGCUAAAAGAAAAACAUCAAGAAGUUCAACGGUUGAAGAUAGGAAUGGAAUCAUUAUUGGCUGCAAAUGAAGAAAAGGACCGUCGAAUAGAGGAGUUAACGCUAUUGCUAAGCCAGUACAGGAGGGUCAAAGAGAUAAUGAUUGCAGCUCAUGGCUCUUCCGUGUCUGGUGGCAACGAAGAGGAACUUGAGACAACUUUAAGGAAGUGGAAUCUUUUGAAUAAUCCUCAAGGAGAAUUAUUUAAACCAGAGGCCUCUUCAGGAGAAUUGUCACCAGCUAUGAUCUCUCCAGUGCCACACAAAGCUAUGGAAAUCAGUGGAAGCAUUCCAGUAUCUUCAACUAAUUUAACCUCUCCACAAGAAGAAUCUUUGGAAAUCAUAAAUAGGGUUCCACAGAAAAAAAAGUCAAGUAGUUUAGAAGACUUACAGAGUGAAUCCCUAGAAAAGUAUGUAGACGGAAAACCAGUACAGCCUGUUGUAGAACAAGAGAAUAAGCCACUUGUGAAAGGCAGCAAGUACCAAACCUUGCCGGGGAAGCUGCCUCGACCCUUACAGAAUGGAGAGCAGGGUACCUAUAAUUUGCCGGAUGGGGGCAGCAUGAAUGACAGUGAGGACAGCAGCACCCUGGGCCUAAGAGAAACGGAGAAUGUGGAUGGUACAGUAGUGUCGGAUGACCUUUCACCUCUUUCUUCGGGAACGGAUUCAGGUCCACAGUCUCCAUUGUCUCCAGAAAACAGAAAGAGUCCGAAAGGGAUCAAGAAAAUCUGGGGAAAAAUAAGAAGAACUCAGUCAGGUAACUUCCCUGCAGACGAUCUGGGUUUGGCAGAGUUUCGCAGAGGUGGUCUCCGUGCAACAGCUGGACCUCGGUUAUCCAGAUCAAAGGAAACCAAAGGCCAGAAAAGUGACUACAACGCUCCGUUUGCUCAGUGGAGCACUGAAAGAGUUUGUAACUGGCUUGAGGACUUUGGCCUCGGUCAGUACGUAAUUUUUGCACGGCAGUGGGUGACUUCAGGCCAUACACUGUUAACUGCAACACCUCAGGACAUGGAAAAGGAAAUGGGAAUAAAGCAUCCACUGCACAGGAAGAAAUUAGUUUUGGCCAUUAAAUCAAUAAAUGCAAAACAAGAUGAGAAGUCUGCACAACUUGAUCAUAUCUGGGUGACACGAUGGCUUGAUGAUAUUGGGUUACCUCAGUACAAGGACCAGUUUCAUGAAUCCAGAGUUGAUGGGAGAAUGUUGCAGUACUUAACUGUGAAUGACCUUCUUUUUCUGAAAGUCACCAGUCAGCUGCAUCACCUGAGUAUUAAAUGUGCCAUUCACGUGCUGCAUGUCAACAGUUUUAACCCCCACUGCCUACGCAGGAGACCAGUUGAGGAGAAUAACGUUUCGCCUUCUGAAGUAGUUCAGUGGUCCAAUCACAGAGUGAUGGAAUGGCUCAGAUCAGUCGAUCUGGCAGAGUAUGCACCGAACCUUCGAGGAAGCGGAGUGCAUGGUGGCCUGAUUAUUCUCGAGCCUCGCUUCAACGGUGACACACUGGCAAUGCUGCUGAAUAUUCCACCUCAGAAAACCCUACUGCGCCGCCACCUAACAACCAAUUUUAACGUAUUAAUUGGACCAGAGGCACAACAAGAAAAAAGAGAAAUAACGGAGUCAACAGCAUACACACCUCUGACCACCACUGCCAAAGUUCGGCCAAAAAAACUUGGAUUUUCACAUUUUGGAAACUUAAGAAAAAAGAAAUUUGAUGAAUCAACGGACUACAUUUGUCCCAUGGAUACAAACCCAGCUGCUACGAAUGGUACUCAGAAAAACUAUGGCGGAUGCAAAGGACUUAGUCCAUUCACUGACAGGGAACUGGAUCAGGUGGGACACACAGACUGACGCCAUUCUCAUCUCAUCCUCUCCAUGCAUUCCAAAGCUUGCAAAUAACCAACUGUUAGCGUGUAACAAAGUAUUUGCUACAUCUGCAUGAACUCAUUGAGAAAGUAUUGGCUGUGGACACUGGAAAGAGUUCUAUACUAAGAAUGUCAGGUUAAUUUUUUUAAUCAACAUAAUAAACUCAUCCAUCUUCAAGCCCUUUUUCAGGAAUAUAACACCUUUACACUAUGAGGACUGAUGUAUUUUGACAAUUAAGGUGGAGGUUGCAGUAAACACAAGACUUUUGUACUUAUAGUUUCAUAAUCUGAGUAUGGCACACUACUUUUUUCAUUAUCUUUAUGGGUGGUUUUUAAUGUAAUAAAUUUAUUUGGACUAAUUUGUACAAAGCAAUCAAGUUCUACAUGAAAGUACAACUGGAUUGUCUAUUUUUAACAGAUGUUAAUCAAAGAAUCCAACUGAAUUUUUCUUUCAUUAUGUACAGUGGGGAGAAGUUAUGCUUAGGCACUGUAUGUGAAAACAAUGCAUCAGUAAUGAACAAGAUUAUUAAUAAAAUCAAUACUUAAGUCA